AUGGCCGCCGAUGCUGAGGUGACCAAUGCCGAGGCUUUCACAAGGCUUUGGUACCACGAGCUUUCACGUGUCUUCUGUGAUCGUCUCAUCAACAAAGCAGAUAAGGAGUGGUUCUACAAGGCAGCAGCCGAGCAGCUUAAGUCAAGGUUCCGAGUCCUGGACACUGAUCCUGAGAUUUGGAAUGCCUUGAUGUGGUGCAAUUUCCUUCGUCCGGUUGAAUCCCGAGUCUAUGAAGAGGCCAAGGACAAGACGAAGGUGCAGAAGGUCCUGGAGGAUGCCAACGAUGAGUACAACCUCUCACACACAGCACAGAUGAAUCUGGUUUUCUUCCAGGAUUGUGUUGAGCACAUCAACCGCAUUGCCAGAGUGUUGGCGCAGCCGAGAGGCAAUCUUCUCCUCGUCGGUGUGGGCGGUAGCGGGCGUUCGAGCUGCGCAAAGAUCUGUGCUUGCAUGUCUGAGACCAACGAGUUCAACAUUGCACUGACCAAGGGCUACGGCAUUGAUGCUUUCCGAGAAGAUGAGAAGAAGUUCCUGAUCUCUGCAGGUGCUGGAGCUGCGAAGGCAACGAUGUUCCUUCUGAGCGACACGCAGAUCAUCAAUGAGACAUUCCUCGAGGACAUCAACAAUAUCCUCAAUGCAGGAGAGGUGCCCAAUCUCUUCCCGAACGACGAGAUUGACCGCGUCAUAGCGGAGGCGCCCCUGCUGCCUGAGGAAGGCAGCGGUGGGGGUCCAGACUUUGGUUUUGCGGUUGCUAAGAAUGAGCGCCGCAGAAUGGAGGACGCGGUGGACGUCAAGGAGGACGUGGCCGGCUUCCGACUGUUCGUGGUGUAUGAUGGGCAUGCCGGAGAUGAAGCCGUGUCCGCCGUCAAGCGCAAUUUCCCCAAAGUGCUGGCAACGCAUCUUCAUGGUGAAAUGGAUGUCGAGCAAGCCAUUCGUUCUGAUAGCAAGGUCGCUCCUCUGAGGAAACGUCCAAAGCACUGCUAG
Molecule: messenger RNA, 984 nt
Organism: Symbiodinium pilosum
Lineage: Eukaryota; Dinophyceae; Suessiales; Symbiodiniaceae
Source: the annotation of a GenBank genome assembly